Aspergillus steynii IBT 23096 is the source of this 3105-nucleotide messenger RNA. RefSeq lists its product as uncharacterized. The transcript is spliced from 6 exons. NCBI's taxonomy places the organism in Eukaryota, Fungi, Ascomycota, Eurotiomycetes, Eurotiales, Aspergillaceae. The coding region runs from base 1 to 3105 and encodes 1034 amino acids. The record is from RefSeq and is a predicted model, not a curated record.
AUGCCCUUCUUCACUCGUGUUUUCCGGGGCAAAGACGCCACUGCGUCGAAGAAGGCGGCCAAAACCCCCGUCGCGGAGGACACUGGCCCCGCGAAACCAACAUGGACCGACGCGUGGCAGCGAACCGAGGUGGCCCCCGAGGAAGUUCAGGACCUGCUCCGGGGAUGUACGCAAGAAUUGAAGUCGCGAGCUCUACAAACCCCUUUCCUCCUCUUGCCCUUUCGUCCCAGCUCCGACUCAACGGCCGCUCGUACCUUCAUUCGAAACUAUUUCAACCAGUCAGUCGAGAGAGGCUCGCCUCUUGGUGGAGAUGCCUUGUCGCAAGAAUUACGGCUUUCGGACCCCAUGGUCCUUUGCAGUGUGAUGAAGUGGUGUUGGUCUAGACUCCCCGGCGGAGUGGUCACUUGGGAGGCGUACGAAUUGUUCAAGGUCGGCGAGCAAGAUUCUCAAUUCGCUCGCGAUGCUUUCUCGACUUUCAUUCCCAUCAGCGUUGAUUCAGAUGCCCGGACCAAGAUCAUCUUCGAUUUCUUCGACCUCUUGACGGCUAUCGCGGCCCACGGAAAGUCCAAUGGUCUUGGAGGACGGAAGCUCUCGAGAUAUGCCGGGUGGUGGGCCUUUGAACACACGGACAUGGGCAAUGGCUUCGAAGCCGCUUAUAAGAAUUGGAUGGCUGCUGCGGACGCAACAAGCCACCUCUUCUUCGCCUACCUGCGCUCGAUGUCUCCGGAGGCCCGAGGAAUGGGCGGUAUCUCUACCCUUCCUAUUGCUUUACAGUCUUUGGUCCAAGCGACGGAGUAUCCGCCGGAGAUGCCCGCUCUCCUCCAAGUGUCGACCACCAGAGUGGUCAUGAUUGUCGAUACGGUCUCGCCUACCCCCUUUGCUCUUCUUCGGCGCGCAAAGAACUUCGAGUACCGAGACAGUGAUCGCCAUCUGCAAGAAUUCGCCAAUUUCGAAGACCCCCUCCGUGCUCUGACCGAUGAGUGUCUCCGUGUGCUGAGGUCCAUCUCUUCCACCAAUCAAUCCACCGAGUCGGACCCCACGAAGUCCGACCGGGAGGCUUCGUGGUCUAGGUUCGAGGAUUUCGGUUUUGGCGGUGCGAUUGAGUCCGACUUGGACGAUGAGGCGAAGGGAUCUGCCUCGUCGAGGGAGUUCGGGGGUGGUCUGCGAUCCGCUCCGCAAUCCGGCGGGGGUGACCUGGGGCGUCCUACCACUCCAUCGUGGGCAGACUUCAUGUCAUCGGGCUUUAGUGAUGAGAAUGUCUUCAAGUCUCCCGUUGCUCCCGUGCUACUUCCCCCCGAUAAAGUUUUGCCUCCUAUUGCAACUGUUCGCGGCCAGAGUUCGCAGUCUCAUAAGCGUACUCUGGACACUGAGACGUCUAUCGACCCGGGUGAACUGGCAAGUAUCACCACUCUCGACCUCGACGACUCGUUCUGGUGGGUGUGGAUUAGCAGUCUGGCAAUCGAGGAGUCGCCGCUGCGCAAAGCUGUGUUUGGACGGUGCGCGCUGCUCGAAACUGUCAUCAAGGGAGCGAAAUGGCUGGUUCUUGAGGAGCAGGUCAAGGGCGCGGCCCCUGAACCCGAGCCCGGCGCGCACAUUGUUGAAAAGAAGAGCUUCUUCGGGUUCUCAACGCGCAAAAGACUGGGGCGGCGCAAGUCCUCCGCCAAGAAGGUUAGCGCAGUAGAGGAUUCAUACAAGAGACCUGACAACCAGGCGCCGCAGAGCAAGACUAGCAUUGCUCCUGACCAGCAUGCACGCAUUCAGGCUGCUGCCGCCGCCCUCCAGAGAAAGCAUCGGGAGCAGGAGUCUGCAAAUGGAUCUCAAACCAAUCUCGCAAACAAUCGUUAUUCGACCAAGACUAACUCCGUCAUGACCUUGCAACCGGGAAUUGUGAACGAAGCCUCGCAGGCCAUGAAAUGGGCUAGCAACUACGACAAGAAUACUUACCGAAAGGCCUAUUUGAGCGAUGACCGUGCGGGAACUGGAGCCCCGUCACACAGCAUGAAGGAAGCCUUGCGAGAGAGCCCCGACCUGCCGCCGUCACCGACGACGAGUACUCGCCAGGCACCUCCUCCACUGCCGAAGGAUUCAACUCCCAACUCUCCGGUGCCCAGAGCAUCCAAGGAGGUUCCCGAGGAGACCUCGAGUACCCUCAACAAUAGCACGAGUGACCCGUUAGCGGUUGAAUCGGUUCCCAAGAAAUCGAUGGACUCGGCAGACGACUCGGGCCGAAAGUUGAAGAAGAAGGCCGGAAACACGGGAUUCAAGGGUCUCUUUGGCACGGUCAAGAAGAAGAAUACCGAGUCCGAACCAAGACCGCCAAUGAAACCAACUGGCGCUGAGAAAUCAGCCGUCGCCUCCGCUCGCGCUGCUUUGGAGAGCAAGGCUAUGGCUUCGCAGCAGCAGACUGCUCGUUCUUCUCCCAAGGGGCCCUCGACUCUGAAGAAAAAGCCGGUUCCAGGAACCCCAACCGCUGAGUCUCGCGAGGCCAGUGCUGAUGUGGCCGCUACACCGCAGGCGCCGCAAUCACCCCAGACGCCUGAAAAGCCGGAACCCCAGCAGCACACUCAAUCCAGCGACCAGCCUCAUGAGGUCAGAGAGCCUUCCCAUGAGGUCCCCAGCCCGCCCAACGCCAACGGUUACUACGGUAAAAGCCGACGGGAAGCCGAAAUCGACGCCCUCUCGCGUGUCGACACUAAUGAACGGGCGGCGGCUGACCGCGAAUUUUCGAGGUUUGAUCAGGGACCUCUCAUGGAACAACCGGCCUUUGUCCCUCAAGAUUCGCCGGUGUCCGCAGACUUCCCCGAGAAGAAAAGUCCUCCUUCGGCAGCCCCAGUCGCGCCAGUCGCGCCCGAGGCACCCGCCGAGCCCAAGGCCAACGAUGUUGAGACCAGUACUCCUAGUCAGCAGAACAAUCCCUCGUACGAUCGUUGGGCUCAGAUCCGCAAAAACGCCGCGGAAAGAGCUCAACAGGCUCCUGAAGAGACCCACCCCCAUGAUGCUGAUGACAGCGACGAUACCAGCGAAGAAGAGAGCUUUGAGACUCGUGCCGCUCGUAUCAAGGCCCGUGUUGCCGAGCUGACCGGCAACAUGCAGGCCUCCACCUAA